Messenger RNA from Zasmidium cellare ATCC 36951, 1071 nucleotides. RefSeq lists its product as uncharacterized. The coding region runs from base 1 to 1071 and encodes 356 amino acids. Gene Ontology annotation, cellular component: Golgi apparatus. The transcript has a single exon. Gene Ontology annotation, biological process: Golgi organization. Lineage: Eukaryota; Fungi; Ascomycota; Dothideomycetes; Mycosphaerellales; Mycosphaerellaceae. The record is from RefSeq and is a predicted model, not a curated record. Gene Ontology annotation, molecular function: protein binding.
AUGGCCAACAUGUUCGGCGCCCUCAACCGCUUCAUCGCCCGGCUAGACUCAGACCCCAACACAACCGCCUCCCCGACCCCCUCCACGCCCUCCCAAAACAACCACUACGGCUUCCAAAUCCUCCGCAACACCAACGCGUCCAUCCCCCUCGACCCCUGGUUCGACUUCAUCAUCGGGCUCAACGGCCACAACAUCACGCACCCGGACCCGGCACUCUUCAGCACCGAGAUCCGGAACUGCGCGGGGAGUACCAUUUCCCUCGGCGUGUACGGCGCGAAAGGGUCGUCGAUUCGCGAGGUCUACGUGAGUGUGCCUCCCGCGGGGGAGAGUCUCGGAUUGGCGCUGCAGUGGGCUCCCCUGAGCAGCGCAGACGACGUCUGGCAUAUCCUGGACGUGAUGCCCAAUUCCCCCGCCGACGUGGCCGGCCUCCUGCCGUACUCGGACUACGUCAUCGGGUCCCAGGACAGCGCCUCUAUCGCACUGCACGGCGACGCGGCGCUGGGUCAUCUAGUCGAGCAGUUCGUUAACCAACCGCUGAGGCUGUGGGUGUAUAACCAGGAGUACGACGUUACGCGGAUCGUGACGAUUACGCCCGCGAAGAACUGGGGCGGAGAGGGCAGCUUGGGCUGUGUGUUGGGGUAUGGGGCUUUGCAUAGGAUCCCCGCGCCGUUGACGGAGGGGUCGAUGGCCGGGCCUGGUGAGACUUUGUUUGAGAGCGGUGGUGGUGGCGACGGGUAUGCGCCUCCCCAGGCACAGCCGAUUGAUGGCGCGGCGGUACCGAGUGGAGGGGAGUUUCUUGUUCCGGCGAAUAUGCAACCUUCGACAUCGCCUGGUCCUCCUCCGAAGGGUGCUCCGGGUGGCAAGGCGAGGAAGGCGAGAGCUCAUCAUGCCCCUGCCGCUGGGUUGGAUGAUUACUUUGCGGAAGGAGAGCAGAAGUCGAGGGAGUUGGAUGGGACGUCCACGCCGAAGAAAGAUAGCAGUCUACCACCUCCACCACCGAAAGCUGGUGGUCCACCCAAGGCAGAAACGGCGAAGGUGGAAGAUGAGGGUGAAGGUGAAGGUGAAGCUUGA